GUUCAAAUUUGUCGAAGUUAUAACGCGGUUAGUUAAGACGAUGCAUUUGUAUGAUUUUAAAACGCUUGAUGUAAUAAACGUAUCUAACAAAUGCAAAUAGCGAAAAAAUUGUAACGAAAUUCGUCUAAUUUCAUUCAAUUAAGACUGUUUUCAUACAGUCUAAAGAAUGAAGAAAAAAUGAAGAAAUUGGCGUACUUUUAAAUGCGAAGUUGAACACGAAGUUUCAAUUAAAUAAUUCAAUAUUAUAUUCAAUAAUAGUAUUAAUGAUACUGUAGUGAAUAGAUAUGGAAACAGCAGUAAAGAGUAUUCAACAUGGCACAAGAAGCUACUAACAAAUUGAUUAGAGAAGACUUUGAUGCAGGUCCUCCAAGUUAUACCGAAAUUAUACCUGGUUUGUUUCUUGGAAAUCUCACGGCUGCUACGGAUAUCAAAUGGUUGAAAGAAGCUAAAGUAAAUUACAUACUGACAGCAGAUUCGUGCCCUUUACCUAGAAAGAUCCAAGAACUUUUGCCAAAUUUGACCAUAAAAUAUGUUCAAGUUACCGAUAUGCCACGCGAAGAUCUUUUGACUCAUUUCGAAGAUUCUUACGAGUUUAUAGAUCAUGCUUUGCAACUGACCGAUAAAGUAUUAGUACACUGCUAUUUUGGCAUAUCUAGGUCCGCUACGUUAGUUGUAGCAUAUUUAAUGAAAAAAUAUAAGAGAAAUUUCUUCGAUACGUUUGAAGAGGUGAAAGGAAAAAGACCCUUUGUUGAACCUAAUGCUGGUUUUUUAGCGCAAUUGAAACUUUACGAAGAAAUGGGUUUUGGAAUAGACAAUACCAAUGUACAAUUUAAGAUGUACAAAUUACAAAUCGCAGCAGACAAGGUAAGGAAGGCAAAGAUCUUACCUCAAACUUGCGCAGAAUUGAUAAAACCGGAUCCAGCUCUCGCUACAGUACGUCCAGAGCCAACGGUUUAUCGAUGUAAAAAGUGCAGAAGAAUCGUGGCUAGUGCCAGUAAUAUUUUGCCACAUAUACCAAGAGAGAAACAAAUUUGGAGACACAUAAGUUCGAAAAGAACAUCGAAACAGUCGAAAGUCUCGCGCGAUCCUUUAGAACCGUCAAAAAAAGAAGAUCAGCAGUCCGUAGAAUUUUGUACUAAAAUAUUGUUCGUGGAGCCCUUGGCCUGGAUGCCUGAUAUUACUCAUAACGUCGAAGGAAAGUUAAAUUGUCCAAAAUGUGGUACAAAAUUAGGCUCCUUCAGUUGGAUAGCAGGUAGUCAGUGUCCAUGCGGUAGCAAAAUAGCACCAGCAUUUUAUUUGGUUCCUUCAAAAGUGGACUGGAGCAAUGUCGUACAAAAUGUACAAGUAACUGUAUAGUGUUAAAAAUGUAUUUAUAUAUUUAAAAACUUUUGGACGGAUGAUAUAUGUAUAUACAUAUAGACAUUUUUUGGACCUUUUUACGUGGUUUUAGUCGUUUAUUAUCGAAACGAAUAUAGGUACGUGUGACCAAUAUUAUACGUAUGAAGAUUCGUAUUCUAAUUUUGUGCCAAUAUUCAUACCUAUAUUAUGUACGUACAAAUAAUCGUUAUUUUGCGAUUGUAACGUCAGAUGUUUAUUAUCGCGACAAGUAAACUAUUGUUCUUCCACGAUUCGAUUCUUACAUGUCUACAUCUUCCUUUUUUCUACGAUUAAAUGUACCGAAUUUGUAGAUUAGAAUACCAAUUUCUGUGUAUAUUUCUUGUAUUAAUAAUGUAAUACAUUUACCAUUUUUAUCAUUUA
Messenger RNA from Megachile rotundata (alfalfa leafcutting bee), 1758 nucleotides. It is a transcript of the gene MKP-4, whose product is annotated as dual specificity protein phosphatase MPK-4. Gene Ontology annotation, cellular component: nucleus. Gene Ontology annotation, biological process: protein dephosphorylation. Lineage: Eukaryota; Metazoa; Arthropoda; Insecta; Hymenoptera; Megachilidae. The record is from RefSeq and is a predicted model, not a curated record. Gene Ontology annotation, molecular function: protein tyrosine/serine/threonine phosphatase activity.